Molecule: messenger RNA, 2701 nt
Organism: Culicoides brevitarsis
Lineage: Eukaryota; Metazoa; Arthropoda; Insecta; Diptera; Ceratopogonidae
Exons: 4
Coding region: 271-2421 (716 amino acids)
Source: RefSeq, a predicted model, not a curated record
CAAAAAUAUUUUUUUGAAAAAAACUCAAAGUUUUAUUUUUCUAUACACUCUAAUAAAAACCAAUCUUUGAUAACUUUCAAACAACAAAUAAAAAAAAAUGAACAACUGCAAAAAGCUAAAGUGAAAUCAAUUUCACAACAAGAAACCAAGAAGGCUGAUUCAUUCUACCAACUAACAAAAAAAAACAACAAGAAAAAAAAUCAUUUUUCGUAAUAAAAGUUUAAUUUUCCCAAAAAAGUUUUCCCCAAUCAAAGUCCUGUAGCGGAAAAAAUGACAGAAUUUGUGAAGGAAUUCAAAGAUCCCGCGAUUAUCAAGUGGAAAUGGCGAACAGAAGUCGUUCAGCAAUAUUAUUGUGAUGCUCUUAGCGAUCGCACUUGGGAGUUAUACGAACCUCACGAGUACAUUUACUUGGCGAAAAAAGUAGCUUUUGCUAUUUUCGGUCUGCCGCACGACGAUAACAUCGACGAACGCGGCUUGGAGGGCUACGAACCCAAACAACGUGAAAUCGCCAACAAAAUCAAGGACAAAAUUGUCGAACUCAAACCCGUGGAUAACGACUUGCAUGUUGCUUUUCUCUUCGUUUGUUGCAAAUUCGAGGACGAAAAAGAAUUCCCGGAGCCCGUUUUCCGGGUUUUGCGUCAUCACGAGAACGGCAUCGACUAUUCGCACUACAUUGACACGUGCGGGCGCGUUUACACAGAUUGGCAAAAAUUUUUGCAAAACAACAUCCUGCCCGAAUGCAUCUUUUGCUACCCCGAAAAUGGGUAUUACGAGUACGGCGAGGACGGCACGACAGUCAAACUGGGCUUUGCAAUGUCGCCUGCAUGCUCAAUUUCGCAGAAAAUGCGCAAGUAUGGCGAUACAGCGGGCACAGUUUUGUCCUUUGCAGCUGCUGGCGUCGGAGUUUCGACACUUUUCACUCCAAUUGGGCCAAUUGUGGCACUUGGCGCACUUGCCACGGGCAGUUUGACGGGCGUUUAUGCAGGAUUCAGAGGUGCUGAGACCGUAAUUGAUCGAAAAACGCACGGGCAGAGCAUAAGUUUGUCCGAUUCGGAGGCGCGGGGUGUUUGGUUGAACAUUGCUGCGACAGCUUUGGGCACGGUUGCUGGUGCCGCAAAUGCAGCUUUGUUGGCAAGUGCAAAGGCUGGCGAGGUAUUUUCAAAGUCAGCUCGGGCAGCAAUCAACGUUUUGAACAUCAGUAAUGUCUCUGUGAACAGCGUUGUGAUUGCCGAUCGCUUGGUUUAUAUGAUCGAAAAGUACAGAAAUGGCAAAUUAUCGACUUUGGAUGUCCUGCAAUUCAGCACGAGUGUAUUUUUCUUCACAAAUAGCUUGAUAUCGCUUAAAACGGCACGAGCGAUGAUCAAAGAUGCACAAGCCGAAGUAAUUGGCGAACACCAAGAAACGCUUCCAAUGGAAUCUCUUCCGGGAUUUAAGGCUGACUUACGGAACGCUCGCAAGGAAGCCCGUUCCACGAUGUACGGCAACGGGCGCAUCAUCAAACGCAUCAAUCGCGUCGACUCCGGCGAACCUCCCGUACAAACUCUCACACAACCCCUCGGCAUCGCAGGCGACGACGAAGCUGUAGAUGCCGUAAAAUCCAAACUUCCCACGUUCAAUUUGUUCGCACGCUCCCCCAGCGACCCAAUCAACGUUGGGGCUCCCUCGCAAGUCGCUUCCAUCAACCAAGGUCGCAUCUUCCAAAUCUUUUCCGCAGCUUCCGGUGCCGCCAAGAUGCUCGAUCAGCUUUGUUCCGAACAAAAUAUCGGAAUUUUUCGCGCCAAUAUCAACACGUGGGUCGACAAUGCGUGGCGCGCCUUCAAAACCAAAAAAUGGAACGAACUCGAGAUCAAUGGCGUGAAAAUUUUCAACAAUUUGCAUCCGUUCGAGGAAGAUCGCUUGGGUCAGGUCAUGCAAGCACCCGGAAAUGACUUUAAUCCGGAGGUAACAGAUGCCGCUGUCAACUUUGCCAAACGUCAAAAGUGCAAAAAUGCCACGGAAUUCGUGAAUAUCGUUGAGCAAGUGUCGAAUUAUGUAAACGACAAUGCUCCAACUCCCGUUGUUCGAAACCUUCUAUUGACAGACUUGAAAAAUCACAAAAGCGAGUCGUACAAAGACCUUGCAACGCGUUUUCAGAUGCACACGGAAUUACAACCGUUCGCCAUGACGUACCACUUUUACCGUUACACCUCGAAUUCGUUCCGGGAAUUGACCCAAUUUGAGGAGCAUCUCAAAAUUUGCCGCGAACUAUUUGGCGAGGACGUUAAUUCAAACAAUGCCAUUUUCUCGGAAACGCACGAGGGACACGUGACUGUGACAUAUAUCGAUGAUAAAGACACCCUUUAUUCGAUUGUGAUUGAGCAUUUGCCACAUGCCGACGACAUUACGUACUUCAAGACGACAGUAUCGAUUUUAGAUGAGUAAGCAGAUAAUUUAAUAAAACUAAAAAAAAAAAUGUGAUUAAAAAAUGCGAGCAAAAAUGUGAGCAAAAAAAAACAACACUUUCGAAGCCAAUUUAAGACAAAAAAGCUUUUUGAUAACACUUAUUGAGAUGAAAGUCAAUUAAAAAAAAUGAAAUAUUUGUUAGAAAAUUAUUUUUUUGCUGAUAAAAUCUGUUUGUUAGUGAUUUUAUGUGAAAUUGUUAAAAAAAUAGUUAUUGUUAGAAAAUGUCUAUCCUAUACUAUUAGGGUCUGAACGUGUUAUU